CAAUCGUUUUCUUCCUCUUGGGGCGAAUCUUGCAUUUCAUCGCUAUUUUCUCCAUCUGUGAAGUUAGUGUAGACUCUUCUACCGUUCGUCUCUUGUGCAAUGCGUAGGCUUUGCUACCCUACGAUUUGUCUCUUUUUUCUAUCUCUGUCCGUACCCCUUCCUCUCCGCGCAGGAUCAUCAUUGCCUCGUUUGGAGGCUUCCAGUCACUCACCUCUGUGUUGGUCUAGUCUACAGGCUGCAUACUCUGCUGUUUCUAUUUGGUGUAGUGAAUUUGUGCACAUUGCCAGAGUAGAAUCCGAGCACUUCUCUCACAAUGAAAUAUGAAUAUGAGAAAUCGGUUUAUCGGUUUGGAUCAUACUAUAGUCCGAAUCAUAUUAUUGGAUCUCCAUGCCGAUUGCAGCAGAGGAGUAUUUGAGUUUAGGCCUCGGCUGGUUUAAGGUUUAUGAGGAGUUUAGCAGGAAGGCACCUUGGACCAGGAUUGCCUUGCAGUCGAUUUGGAUACAAUUCAGAAGCAUGGGUGUCCUGCGUGAAAUGGGAGUUUCUUGGAGGAUUACUCAUCAACCUCUGCCUUGUUGAUGUUCAAUCAUAUCAGCGAGUGGAGACAAAUGACACGAAAGAUAUCCUCACCGUGUACACGGUCUGUAGAUUACGUAAUAGAAGUUAGACCUCCAAACGUGACUUUCAGGAUUUGCAGAGGCGGUCAAGGUGCGGAUUAUGUGGAUGAAUUAUAGAUAUGCAAAAUGCAUGAGCAUGCUUCUGUCGUGUUCUGUCUCUUAGCUAAACCUAACGCUGAAUGCACCUUCCGAUUUCCGCUAGUGGGGUUGGGGCUUAUGGGUACUGAAUGUUUUAGUCUGGAAGUACGUUUUUCAGUCCUUCUCAAUCUUGGGAGUAGGUCGAAUGGUAACUUGAGGGACCUAUCAUGGAGGUAUGGUCCACCAUUCAUACACCAAAGUUGUCAACUUUGUCACAAAGGGUUAGCUUAUGUACAUACUACUGGACACGUGUGCAAGUGAUAGAAAUUCGGCUCGUUCGUUUGGGCAGUAUGAACACGAUGAAAAACAAGGAAGUUACGUUGAUUUUGUGUGCUCAUUGUGUGAAUACUGAACCUGGAUGAUACAGGGGAUGUCGUUUUGUAGGAUUUGCAACUCAAGGCGGAGGCCUUGAACGCACGAAAGGUUCUUAGUACAGUGAAAGCUGGAUUCCUUGGUUCAGUGACUUUGGAGGUACUGCUUUGCUUGGAAGGAGUUAAUGCCUGAUGUGAUGCAUGGUUGCAGAUGAAUGUUCCUGGAAUCAACAGGGGAAAGAUCCUGUAGCUGGGCUUUUAGACUGCAUUUCGAUAUUUGCUGAGCCUCUUCGAGAUGAUAGGACCGUCACGUCUCCGCGUUCGGAGCGCCUUGCUGCACACCACGACCCAAGUAGUACUCCUUGGUGGUUGGAUGAAGCAUGGGAGGGUAUGAACCCUGAGGAAUGGGAGGAGGUCUUUACGGAGGGAAUAUUAUGUGGUGGAUCUCCUGACAGGCCUUUGUCUGAGUGGGCGACUGGUCGCCAGCACUGGCUGCAUACAGUAGGGAGCCUUGUGAUCUACAAUCGUCGUGGUAACCGUGAAAGGCGGAACCCUGAGGUCUCUUUCCAAGAGGCCAUGCCUGAGUAUCACGGACAGUCUCAAAGGCUCAGUAUUGUGAUGGCACGAAACUUUUGGAAGGAGUAUCCACGUGCCGCAGCAGACUGCACUACAGGCACUUUCGUCCUCGGGCGCCUGUUUCAGGGGAUACGCCGGCUUGGUGGCUUGAUGGUUGCCAAGCUGGUUUACAAAAUUCUGGAGUUUGGUGGUUAUCCUGGCUAGCCGUACCUGCUUGAAAUAAGCAACAGGUAUCGGCUGCAGUGGUGAAAUACAGCUGAUUCAUGUCGCAAGAGGCGGAAGUACGUGCAGCUUGAUGCAAGUUGCUCGCACCAAAGUCUUCAAGUCGAUAAUCAAGAAAUCAGAGAUGUGAAAAGAGAUGUUGAUGUUGAAGUGAUUCUUCUUUUGAGGUUGGCAUUCCUACUCGCGUCUCCAAAGUUUUGGAGCUGCCAUUGCCAAUCCAUUUACUGGUAUAGAGAAUGUUCCUUGUCGUUCAUUUUCAUGUGCACACAUUGGUGUUUUCAUUGCAUGGUUACGUAAACUUCUCUAGCCAUCCAGAUGCUGAACAUCGUUCCCCGUAUGCAACUAAUGAGGAAGUGGACACAAUAUUAUGCUAAACUCAAAAUGACUCUCAGAGGUGGCUGCCCAUAUAAAUGUUAGCAGACAAUGAAGAUGCA
Molecule: messenger RNA, 2295 nt
Organism: Physcomitrium patens
Lineage: Eukaryota; Viridiplantae; Streptophyta; Bryopsida; Funariales; Funariaceae
Source: RefSeq, a predicted model, not a curated record